Closterium sp. Naga37s-1 is the source of this 3001-nucleotide messenger RNA. Lineage: Eukaryota; Viridiplantae; Streptophyta; Zygnematophyceae; Desmidiales; Closteriaceae. The record is from the annotation of a GenBank genome assembly.
GUUUAGUAGAUCUUUUGUUCUUCCGCUUGAUUUCCGCCGUCGGAUCUGGCAACACUGCUCGCCGCCGAUUAGAUUCCGCCGCCAACACUCCCCGUCUCGCCGCGCCGCUGCCAACGACGUUUCUGCUCAUCAUGGCGCCCCACUCUCCUGCGCGCUCGUCUUCUCACCCCCUUGCCGUCCUCCCCCUCGCGCUCUUCCUCGUCCUCGCCUGCACCCUCCAAUGCGCCUCCGCGCAGCCCGUCGCCAGCUCUCAGCUGACCGCGCUCACCGCGAUAGCGGCGGCGUGGGGGCGCAACCUGACGGCGCUGAACCAGACGUGGGUGGCGGGGAAGGAGUGCAGCACGUGGUUCGGCCUCUCGUGCAACGCCAUGGGCCAGGUCACCAGCUUGGUGAUCACGGGGCAGCGCAGUCUGGGCGGGCAAUCCAUCCCCGCGGCCGUCACCCAGCUGCAGGCGCUGCAGACACUCGCGUUGGAUCACAAUCUUCUCACGGGGCCCAUCCCCGACGACAUCUCCUUCCUCACCGCCCUCACCAACGUGUCGCUGAGCGGCAAUCAGCACAACGGCUCCAUCCCCAUGGGCAUCAGUCGCCUCGUCAACCUCCGAUUCCUGGAUCUCACGGCCAAUGCGCUCACGGGUUCAGUGCCAGACGCCUUCACUGCCAUGCCCAGCCUCGCAACCUUAGCGGUGGCACUCAACUCACUCAAUGGCUCGCUGCCCAACUCCCUCUUCUCGCUCUCCAACCUGCAGCUCCUCAUGCUGGGCCGCAACCAGCUGACAGGCGUCCUGCCGGCGUCUGUGAGCGGGCUCAAGGCGCUCAAAGCACUGGACCUGAGCAACAACCGUUUCUACGGUGCCAUGCCUGCAGCGCUCGCCACUCUCUCCAACCUCGUUCACCUCGACCUAAGCCGCAACGCCUUCACAGGAACGCCGCUAAGCUCUUUCUCCUCCCAGUCCCUCGCAUCCACGUCACAAGCGGUCUACGACCUCAGCUCCAACUACUUCACCACGCUCCCCUCCUCCUUCUCCGCCAAGUCCUCCCCCUUCUGCCCCUCCGACCUCUCUGGCGGCUACUCCUCCGCCAAUCUCCUACCCUUUGGCGCCACCGCCACCAGCAGCCUGCGGGAUAAUUGCUUCCUGGCCGGCGACUGGAACUACUCCCAGAGCUAUGUCCACCGCGGGAGAGGGUGGGGCCGCGGGGGCAGCAGCAACGGCGACAGCGGCAGCGGUGGUAGCAGCAGCGGGGGAUGCGAGACGGAGGAUCAGAAGCGGCCGGUGGAGUGUGUGUCGUUCUGCGGUGCGGCUCUGGCAGCGGGGCCGUGCGGGGGGCUGGGGAUGUGCGUGCUGGAUGGUGCCUCGUAUGUGCCGGCGUGUGUGUGCAACAACGGCAUGUACAACGUCAUUCUCUCUGUUACCGUUGGCUCUUCCACUGUCACCUACCCCUCCUGCUCGCCCAACCCCGGCACGCCCCCUCCUCCCACACCGCCGCCCAUUGACAGCACGGAGCGCCGCAAGAGAGGGUACCGCGGGGUGGUAUUCACGGGCACAACACCCGCGCUGCCAUCGGGCACGUAUUCCAACAAGUACUUCCGGCACCUGUCCAAGGGCUUCACAGGCAACUACUCCUCGCCCACCUGGAACUUCACCAACGCUGUGGACUGGCGCGCCGUGCUGCCCUCCCCGCUGCUGCCCGCCAAGGACCAAGGCUUCUGCUCGUCCUGCUGGGCGUUCGCGCCAGUGGCAGCGACAGAGGCGCUGUACGCGAUAACAUACGGGGCAGCGGCGCCCAACGUGUCGGAGCAGCGCGUGGUGGACUGCCAGGGCCAGUGGAGCUGCGCGGGCGGCUACCCCGCCCACGCCUUCAACUACAUUGCGUCUAGCGGCGGCCUGCCUCUCGCCGUCAACUACCCGUAUACCGGCAUCUUCUCGCCCUCGUCCUGCCGGACCGUGUCUCGCCGCUCCACCAAGCGCAAUGUGCGCUUCCUCCUCAGCCUCGACAACCCGCUGCUGCCCACGCAGCCGCACGUGCAGGCACAGGCGCAGGCGCAGGCGGAGCCAGCCCCAGCGCGGCGACUAUCCACAGCAGCGCAGCCAGCAGCAGCAGCGCAUCGCAGAUCCACGCGCGGGGUGGUGGUGACGCGGGCGCGCUUCUCGGAGGCGCAGAUGGCGACGGGGCCGUUCAGCAUUGCGUCGUACGAGCAGGUGUCCGUGCCCGGGUGGAUGGGCAUGGCUCUCGCCGUGCAGCAGCAGCCCGUGGUGGCGUACGUGGAGGCGGACCAGGAGUCAUUCAUCUCCUACCCCGGGGGUUUCACGUACAACGACCCGGCGUGUUUCGCCAACCAGGUGGUGAACCAUGCGGUCGUCAUUGUGGGCUACGACCUGCUGGCCGCGCCGCCGCUGUGGCUCGUGCGCAACUCGUGGGGCGCGGGCUGGGGCGACCAGGGCUACAUGCAGCUCGCCAUUGCAGGCGGGAGCGGUGUGUGUGGCGUCAACGCAAUGCCCGCCAUCUACCCUACCAUUCUCGGCCCAGACCCGUGCGGGCCCAUCAACCCGUGCGGCGGCGGCACGUGCAAGGCGACGGUGGGGGCUGCCAGCAAGAAGCAGGUGAACACGUGCACGUGCCCCAACAACUUCAUCCCCGUCACCAACAUCGACAAGACUCAGACCUGCGCCCCUGCCAAGGUGUGUGCGUUCUACGCGAUGAACCCGUGUGGGUUUGGCACGUGUGUGGACAACAACGCGGGCGGGUACUGGUGCCUGUGCUCCACGGGCUUUACGCAGGGCAUGCGCACCGACGCCACUGUCACCUGCGUCCCUGCCACCAAGGCGAGCAACACGGUGUCACUGCCCGCGCCCAUGACGUGCGACCAAGUGCGCUCCACCCCAAGCUCAAGUGUCCGGGAGUGUACAAGGCGGGCACGACCAUCACAGUGCGCCCUGCCAGCAGCAACGCCUCCCCCAGCUCCAUCACCGGCUGCACCGUGCCGCUCACCAUCUCCCAG